This is a messenger RNA of Moesziomyces aphidis, 669 nucleotides long. Lineage: Eukaryota; Fungi; Basidiomycota; Ustilaginomycetes; Ustilaginales; Ustilaginaceae. The record is from the annotation of a GenBank genome assembly.
AUGAUGUGGCUCAGCUCGACGCCUGCCGAUGCCCAGCAUGCUCAUCCGUCCGCCCGGCCGCCCGCCGCAACAGCUGCCCACCAGGCGCAGCCCGUCGGAGCCCAGCCUCGCAGCACGGCACACCCUCUGGAGAAGACGAAGACCAACGUCACGGACCGCCACUGGACCGACUGCGGUGGAUGCGUGCAGGACGGAAAGGAGUGCGUGCCACCCGAGGCGAACACGAAAAGGAGGUGCCAACAAUGCCGGGAGAAGAACCGAACGUGCAAUUGCUCGUUCUGGAUGGAGUCCGACGCCAUCCGUUUGUACGACCGGCUGCUGGACCUCGGCUUCACCCUCGAGCAGAUCGAUCGCCGGGUCUGCGGGGCGUCUCCGCCUGGUGGCACCCUGGACAAGUGCAAAACGUACGACUUUCGAGGCGACGACACUGACGCGGACGACGAUCUCGCUCCUCCUAGGGUGGGUCCUACAGCGAGCCGUUCGAGCCGACCGCUCGUCCAAGGGCCCGCAGCCGCGACCUGCAACCAGGUCGCCGGCGCUCUCACCGAUAAGCAGAAGAGCGGAAGCCUCGACAAGAUCAGCAACGCGUUCAUCAUGAAGUUGGUCCGGGCAGCCAACGCCGUGCAAACAAGUGGUUCUGAGAAUGGUACUGAAAACUAUCGCAAAUAG